AUGAUCGGCGAUUUCAGGCAAGUAAAAAAACUGGCUGGCCCACGUCGUCCACUAAUUACCUACAUGAAACCUACAAAGCCAUGCGCCACUAAAAGAAGCAAGAUCUCUGCUCUGGUGCCUGCUGCUCCAAGAUCCCUGGCCGUUCAGAGGAAACGUCAAGCAGUCGCUCAUCGUUCACUGAGACCUCGUCCAUGUGCUGAGCGCAACAUUACCAGAAAACCUUGUAAAGGUCCCAAAAAGCUGCUCGCAAGUCUUCCAACUCGUCAGUCGUCACCAUACAAACGUCAUCGUCCGUUGGCACCGUCACUUCCGCCAUUGCCCCGUCGUCCAUGUGUUCAACACUCGGACGAAGUACAAUGCUGGAAAUCGUUGCAGGACCGGAUCAACCCGUCAAAGACCAGUCACAACGACUGGUUCACUCGACGUGGUCAGAUCAGAGCAAAAAAUCGACGCCACUAG
Cooperia oncophora is the source of this 459-nucleotide messenger RNA. Lineage: Eukaryota; Metazoa; Nematoda; Chromadorea; Rhabditida; Trichostrongylidae. The record is from the annotation of a GenBank genome assembly.